Molecule: messenger RNA, 792 nt
Organism: Rhizoctonia solani
Lineage: Eukaryota; Fungi; Basidiomycota; Agaricomycetes; Cantharellales; Ceratobasidiaceae
Product: Transposase family Tnp2 protein
Exons: 2
Coding region: 1-792 (263 amino acids)
Source: RefSeq, a predicted model, not a curated record
AUGAUACGCCAAACAUUGAUACAGGCAGCUAUCUUGCAACAAAAUUCCCAGAAUUUGCAGUGCUUGAAUCCCCCCAAACCUAUCCCUGGUACUCCCCCUUUUGCUUGUAAUGAAGCCCCAGACAACCUAGACAACCUAUUUGCUGAAGAUAUACCACCUACCAAGCCCAAUAUGUGGCAAGAAAUCCUGCACAAUUGCAUUUAUUAUGACUCCAACCGUGAAGUUGUUUUACCAGAUGAUGGGACUGGCACUCAAACUGGGACCAAUCAGUUGGAAGAACUGGAUGAUAUCAGUCUUAUAACAUUAUUGGAUUGCCUUGGUAACCUUGACAUGUCAACUUAUGGCCUCUUGGGAGAGGAGAUUAUAGAUGCCAAGAAUAUUAUUGAGUUGGUUGUAGAAGCUCAUACUUUCCUCAAAGAUGAAGACUUUGACAAACUCUCUUCAUUUGAUCUUUAUGUUAGAUACAAACCAUCCAAAGCACUUUUUGCCAAAUUAAUUAAACGUUACCAACCUAUCAAUAGCCCCAAGGGAACACAAAUUCCUUCUAUCAAACGCCUGCGUACCCAUGCUCAAGACCUAUUGGGACUAGCUGCCAGCCAACAUCAUUGUUGUGUCAACUCCUGUGUUGCGUUCAUAGGUUACUUGGACCAUUUGCAGGCUUGCCCAGUCUGUCACAAGUUGCACUUUGACUUGGCUGGGAAACCAAGGAAUCAUUUCAUGUCUAUCCCCCUCAUUCCUCAACUGCAUGCUCUGUUUACUUGUCCAAUUACUGCCAAGAAGAUGCACUAUUGA